AUGUACUUCUUCCUCAGUCAACUGGCCUUCAUGGACAUCUGUCAGACCCUGAUUGAAGUCCCCAAAAUGUCAGCAGGCUUCCUGACCCCAGGAAACCCCAUUUCUCCAGCUGGCUGUGGGGCUCAGAUUUUCCUCUCACUGAUGAUGGGUGGAGCAGCAGCUCUCCUUCUGGCAGUCAUGGCUUAUGAUAGGUAUGUAGCUAUUUGCAAACCCUUGCAAUACCCCGUCCUGCUGAGCAGGAGAGUCUGCCUGGGGCUGGCAGCUGGGGUCUGGAUUGGGGCAGCUGCAGAUGCCUUGAACCAUUCAGUUCACACCGUGCACCUGCCCUACUGUGGUUCCAAAUAUAUCGACCAAUUCGCUUGUAAAAUCCAAUCCCUGCUGAAACUGUCCUGCUCUGACACCUCCCAGUACGAGACUCUGCUGUAUGUGACUAGCAGUGUGCUGCUCCUCAUCCCUUCUUCCAUCAUACUAGCGUCCUACACUCACAUCCUCUCUACCGUACUGAGGAUGAAGUCAACCAAAGGACAGCAGAAAGCUCUGGCCACUUGCUCCUCGCACCUGACUGUGGUGGGCAUGUCUAAUGGGGCUGCCAUCGUCAUGUACAUGAGACCCAACGCCUCUCGCUCACCUGAACAAGACAAGAUGUCCUCUGUAUUUUGUACCAUUGUCACCCCAGUGCUGAAUCCACUCAUCUACAGCCUGAGGAACAGGGAUGUCUUGGGAGCCCUAAGACAGCUGGUUGGGAAAUGA
Molecule: messenger RNA, 750 nt
Organism: Alligator mississippiensis (American alligator)
Lineage: Eukaryota; Metazoa; Chordata; Crocodylia; Alligatoridae
Product: olfactory receptor 2AG2-like
Exons: 1
Coding region: 1-750 (249 amino acids)
Biological process (GO): G protein-coupled receptor signaling pathway
Cellular component (GO): membrane
Molecular function (GO): G protein-coupled receptor activity; olfactory receptor activity
Source: RefSeq, a predicted model, not a curated record